Molecule: messenger RNA, 3879 nt
Organism: Drosophila miranda
Lineage: Eukaryota; Metazoa; Arthropoda; Insecta; Diptera; Drosophilidae
Gene: tws
Product: protein phosphatase PP2A 55 kDa regulatory subunit
Exons: 5
Coding region: 887-2218 (443 amino acids)
Biological process (GO): peptidyl-serine dephosphorylation
Cellular component (GO): cytosol; protein phosphatase type 2A complex
Molecular function (GO): protein phosphatase regulator activity; protein binding
Source: RefSeq, a predicted model, not a curated record
AAAAAAAGUCCACUCAUUACGACGCAACGACGAAGCAGUGCAGCAAAAGAGGCGGCAAAAAGCGGAAGAAGAAGCAGGAGGACCGGAGCAGCAGCCGCAGCACAGAAUCUUGCUUUAGCCACAAGCUUUGCCAUUUUUUUUGAUUUCGAUUUGAUUGUUUGCCCCGCGCCCGACCACCGGAAGGACGGACGGUGUGAUUGUUUCUUUGUGCGGAAUCGCUCACAAAAUAAAUAAAGUGAAAUGCAUUAGAAUCGAAUCGAAUAUUGAUUGUGUGUGUUUCGCGUUCUCUAAACAAAGUGGCAGUCACGCGGUUUUUGGACCAGAAAGCCAGCAAAAUGCAUAAGCCACUGCAGCCGUGAGACCAGGAAUCAGAAUAUAAAUACAUAUAUACGUAUACAUGUACCUAUGCACGCUUUGAAGUUUCUUCCCCACAUGUCGUCGUCUCUACGUGCUUAAGUUGUGUGUUAAAAGCAACCACAAAUAUAUGCAUAGAUAUAAACCAAAGUAUAAUCAAAGAAUAACCCCAACGGAGAAACAAGAAACAAAAGGAAACAGCGCGAAGGAAGCAAAGUCAACGAGCGCUUAACGUCUCUUCUUCUUUUAAUUUGUUCCUCGCCGUUUUUUUUUGUUGUACAUGCAGUGCUAGAAAGCUCCUGUGGCGAAAGAAACCGCGCUUAACUCCUCCACACAACAAAGGCAACAACAACAACAACACCGACCCAUACCCGCACAGUUGAGAGAGCGGUUUCAGGCUAAAGAGAGCACACGAUUAAGACAGCGCGAGCGCGGCUCCUUGGCCUUCUUUCUCUUAGUGUGUGGUUGUUGUUGCUGCUGCUGCUUGUGCUGCCGCCGCCGCUGCUUUAUCGACGCAAACUGUUCAACUGUCAUGGCCGGUAAUGGAGAGGCGUCCUGGUGCUUCUCACAGAUUAAGGGCGCCUUGGACGAUGAUGUCACAGAUGCGGAUAUCAUAUCCUGCGUGGAAUUCAAUCACGAUGGCGAACUGCUGGCCACCGGCGACAAGGGCGGUCGCGUCGUCAUCUUUCAGCGUGAUCCUGCCUCGAAAGCCGCCAAUCCGCGACGCGGCGAAUACAAUGUCUAUUCGACAUUCCAAUCGCACGAGCCCGAAUUCGAUUACCUCAAGUCGCUGGAGAUCGAGGAGAAGAUCAACAAAAUCCGAUGGCUGCAACAGAAGAACCCAGUGCACUUUCUGCUCUCCACCAACGACAAGACGGUCAAGUUGUGGAAGGUCAGCGAGCGCGACAAGUCGUUUGAGGGCUACAACACGAAAGAGGAGAACGGUCUGAUCAGGGAUCCCCAAAAUGUAACCGCCUUACGAGUUCCUUCUGUGAAGCAGAUACCGCUGAUGGUGGAGGCCUCGCCGCGUCGCACCUUCGCCAAUGCACAUACCUAUCACAUAAAUUCAAUUAGCGUUAAUUCCGAUCAAGAGACUUUCCUGUCCGCCGACGAUCUGCGCAUCAAUCUCUGGCACCUGGAGGUGGUCAAUCAGAGCUACAACAUUGUCGACAUCAAGCCAACCAACAUGGAGGAGCUCACCGAGGUGAUCACGGCAGCCGAAUUCCAUCCGACCGAGUGCAAUGUGUUCGUCUAUUCGAGCUCCAAGGGCACAAUACGUUUAUGUGAUAUGCGUUCGGCGGCGUUAUGCGACCGGCACAGCAAACAGUUCGAGGAGCCCGAGAAUCCAACGAAUCGCAGCUUCUUCAGCGAGAUAAUCAGCUCCAUCAGUGAUGUGAAGCUGAGCAAUUCUGGUCGCUAUAUGAUCUCCCGGGACUAUCUGAGCAUCAAGGUGUGGGACUUGCAUAUGGAAACCAAGCCCAUUGAGACCUAUCCGGUCCACGAAUACCUGCGCGCUAAACUGUGCUCGCUGUAUGAGAACGAUUGCAUUUUCGACAAAUUCGAGUGCUGUUGGAACGGCAAGGAUAGCUCGAUCAUGACUGGCAGCUAUAAUAACUUUUUCCGUGUCUUUGAUCGCAACUCGAAAAAGGAUGUCACGCUGGAGGCCUCCAGGGACAUCAUCAAGCCGAAGACGGUGCUCAAGCCGCGAAAAGUUUGCACUGGUGGCAAACGGAAGAAGGACGAGAUCAGCGUGGACUGUCUCGACUUUAACAAGAAAAUUCUGCACACCGCCUGGCAUCCCGAAGAGAAUAUCAUCGCAGUGGCCGCGACCAACAAUCUGUUCAUAUUUCAGGAUAAAUUUUAGCCAACACUCUAUAAAGCUCACACCGGAAUCACACGCCCACAAACACAACAACAGCAGCCAGAACCGUCAACAAAAACACGCCUGAGCCUCAGCCAAAGCAGUCACUGGAGCCACUGGAACCACUGGAGCCACUGGAGCCACUGCCUUGGCAGAGGUCGCCUCAUUUUAAUUUUAAUGUUAAUUCGAUUCUUUUGUUCUCUUUAAAUUCAAAUCGUUUGUUGUUUGUUAAAUUACACCUCUUUCAGGCCCGGCCGCCAUCCAUUCAAAAUCUUACAAAAAAAUAAACAAAACAAAGCAUAAUGCCACAGCAAAUGUUUUGUAAAAUGUUUGCGCAUUGUUCAGGCGCCCUCAAAAAAGAAACUUAAAAGGAAAUGAGUAUAGAGCGGAAGAGAGAGAGAGAGAGAAAGAAGGAAACAAAUUUUUAUACAUAACAUUUAUAAAUAGUAAAGCGUAAAGUUGAUUUCUUGUAGCGCAAUUUAAAAGGCAACAAUAAGAGAGGUACCGUUUAAUGAUUACAUUACCGAUAACAGAACGGAUGAUUUUCCCGAAAAUUAUGUAUAAUUAGAAGCCAGCGCCCAAGUAUUUGUAAUAAAAAUUAUUAAUAAUAUACAACAAAAGCAAAAACAAGAAAAAAAAAACAACAAUGAUAAUGAUAACGAUGAUGAAAUGCAAUGCGUGUGGUGCAUACUGUAAUAUUUUUUUUGCUCGCUUGUUAAGUUUAAGGGAGAAAACAGAAACAGAAACGAAAACGAAAAAAAGUGAGGUCCAGUCAAGUCAAGGAACCCUGUUAGCUCUUCUCUAUACACACACACACACACACACACACACACCCAUAUAUACAUAUGUAUAUCUGAUUGUUUAUGCGCUUUCGACCAAGUUCAUUCCAUGCUACAAUUUCAGAGAGAGAUGAUGUCUAAGUUUUGUAUCUCAUCAGAUUAGCUCUGGAGCUUAUCUCUCAGUCAUUUCCUGUUCUCUGAACAGCAAAAACAAUUCAAAAUGCUCAUUUUAAAAACACACACGUUUUUUAUUCAGUAAGAUGAAUCCAGAGGCAGUGCGGAUCAAGUAUGAGUGAAGUAUGAAUAUAAAAAAAAAACGAAAACAACACAUUUAUAAAGCAAAGAAAAACGCAGCCUAAGUUUAAACCUAAAUUUAGUGCUCUCAAUUCGUUUAAUUUAAUAACUAUCUAAAGAGAACGCAAGAUAAAGGAAAAACAAAAAGAAAACUAUUUUUAUACGCUACAUUUUAAGCUAAGUAUUGCUACUUUUAGUUCGACUAUGCGUGCGUGCGUCCAAGACCGAUUCUCACAUGUAGCCUGCCUGCCUGCCCACCCCCGCCCUCCCAUAUACCCUCCCUAUACCCAUUUCAAAAUUUACCAUUCUUACCGAGACUUUUUCCAGCCUGUUUAUUGUUUUGUAAAGUUUCUUUUUUAAUCACGAAAUGCAAGUAAAGUGACCCACUUUUUAUAGGUUAUCUAGUGUCUAGUGUUAACAACUAAAUAAACAAACAAUAAAUGAAAGUAAAUUUAAAAAACAAAACAAAAAAAAUAAGGAAGAAAGUAUGCGCUAAAAAUGUUAAACGAGAAUUUCUGAAUGGCGGCAAGUUCAAAAUACUGAAAAUGUAAAAGCAUAAAAUGAUGAAAUAAAAACUAAAACAACCAUAAA